Plasmopara halstedii is the source of this 1740-nucleotide messenger RNA. RefSeq lists its product as uncharacterized. The record is from RefSeq and is a predicted model, not a curated record. The coding region runs from base 1 to 1740 and encodes 579 amino acids. The transcript has a single exon. Lineage: Eukaryota; Oomycota; Peronosporomycetes; Peronosporales; Peronosporaceae.
AUGAAGGAAACAGCUGAUAUCCUUCUACCUUUUCAAUUGCCCCGACCCGACGAGAAUGACAUUCCUACAAAACUUAACAGUAAAGACCGUGAUCAUUCCAUUGAUCGUGAUAGCUAUUCUAAUACCCUCUCUUGCAAUUGGGACGACGAGACAAGUGAAAUGUAUCGUCAGACUGUUCCGCUUGUGCAGUCUCACUCAACCGCAGCAAUUAAAACGCUAGGAGCAAUUGUGCGCGAUCGCAAGCUUGUCAGGCGCAUGUUGCAUCGUCCACAGCCGUAUGCAAAGCAACUUGAUCGACGUCCAUUCUUGUCGUUGAGUUCUACGUCAAAAUUGUCGGUCUUGGUGCCGAACUCGUCGUCAUUUUCACCUAGUAGAACUGCUCUGCGAAGCGACCGUCGGUUGGCAUUUAUGGCUGCAUGUGAAAAGCUUAUAGUGACUUUUGAUCCGCAUGCGCAGUACACUCGACGUAUUUUGCUUGCACAGAUUAAGCCACUGCUUCAAUUUCAUGGACUUAAAGUCGAUGGUACAGCAUUUCAUCGAUGGAAACAAUGCCUGCAGCCUUCCGAUUUGACCACAAUACCGACGGUUUCAGUCACUGAUUUUAUUCAAGGAUGUCAACUCUGGUUCACCGAAACAUUCCUUAUCGAGCAUGUACAAAACAAUCUGACGCAUCAGGAGCUUCAGUGCACUAUGAACUCGAGUAAAGGAAUGCAAACGAAUUUGACGUCAUUGCAGUACAAUUAUCAGCUAGCCCCUAUUCAUUCCAAACAGUCAUUGUUUGAUCAGCUUGUACAUGAAAGUGAUGUCACAAGCACUUUUUCUUACGAGACUUAUGCUCGCCACCCAACCGCAAGUACACCAUCACUAUAUCCUUCAAUGUCUGCUCCAUCUUUGCUGCAUGCAAAAUGCAGUGAAGAUUUAGCAGCGGCAAAAAAAUCUGAAAUUGCCCGAACGAAAAAGGAACCUACCUAUUUGGCUCGACAGUCGAAACAGCAAAGUGCAGAGAGUACACGUGCUUUUAAUGCAAGUGUAGCACUAAUGUCUCGUCAUGCGCACCACGAGAAGUUUCGCAAGCACAGCGAGCAUCAACGUAGUUUGCAAAUUGCGCGAAUUGACCAGAGUCGUCAGCGAAAUCAACAACACAAAUUACAUUGUGAAGCAAUUGAACAUGAUGCUCGCACACAACGAACCCGAGAUGUCCUAGCAAAGAAAGCUCGUACCGCAGGAGAGCUGGUCUUGUCACGUGACUUAGUGGCACUUCGUGAAGAAGAAGUACGUCGCAACAAGUCUCGUUUUACGAUUUCAUCUUCCUCAAGCACUCUUAUUCCUACAUCAUCGAAAGCUCUGGCUGCGCGUGCGUUAGCCAUCUCGAAAGUAGACCAGAAACGAUCUAGUCGUUUAAAAUGUAAGCAUGCCGAGCGCAUGCGCAGUCUGCAACUGCUGAAUUAUGUGUACGACCGAAAGCGGAUCAUGGCCAACGCUUUGCGGCCUCGUGCAAACUCAGCCUUUGUGGUAGUGGAUGUAGCUGACGACAAACUUUCUGUCGAGCGAGUCUUGCAAAAUGCAAGUGACGAAAUUUGGUAUCAGGUUAUCCAGCAGCAGCUUCAUGAAGAUCCUAAUGGUGUCGCUAGAUUUGUUUCACCCUGCAACACUCCACCUGCAGCACUUCGCUAUUUUGGAACUAGCCGAUCCGUUUCCUUGCCGGCAUUUGCUUCAACUCUUGACCGCAAUCUGCAAUAG